Molecule: messenger RNA, 1020 nt
Organism: Aspergillus mulundensis
Lineage: Eukaryota; Fungi; Ascomycota; Eurotiomycetes; Eurotiales; Aspergillaceae
Product: twinfilin
Exons: 4
Coding region: 1-1020 (339 amino acids)
Biological process (GO): actin filament depolymerization; barbed-end actin filament capping
Cellular component (GO): cytoplasm; actin filament
Molecular function (GO): actin monomer binding; actin filament binding
Source: RefSeq, a predicted model, not a curated record
AUGCAGUCCGGAAUCUCAGUCUCGCAAGAGCUCCACGAUGCCUUCUCCCGCUUCGCGUCAGACACUUCCAUUUUCUGUCUCCCCGUGACAAUCACUGCGGAGCGUCUAACCCCGCUCUCAACCCUCCCUUUCUCCGGCUAUGGCGACAGCGCAUUCUACGCUUCUCUCUCCCAACUAUCCUCUGUAUUAGAGCCCAAGACGCCUAUGUACCUGCUAGUCCGACGAAGCGGAUCUACCCUCAUCGCGUUGACCUAUAUCCCCUCCAAUGCAGGGGUGCGUGCCAAGACGCUCUUUGCGUCUACGCGUGCGACUCUGGUCAGGGAAUUAGGAAGCGAGAAGUUCAGCGAGACUAUCUUUGCUACUGAUGAGGAGGAGGUUGUGGGCGAGAAGGCGUGGAAAGAGCGGGAUGCCGAGAAGAACGGGACCAGUGCUAGUGGAUACAGGCGGGAGGAUCUAAUGAGUGAGAAGGAGAGAGAGUUGGAGGCCGUGCGGAAGGCAGAGGAGGCGGGGAGGAGUGGGACGCCCGGGCGGGAUAUUGGAAUUGGAGGGUCGUUUGCCAGGGGCCCGUCUAGGAUGAAGAUUGAGAUGCAGGUGGAUGAGGAUGCGAAGGGUGCUCUAGCGGGGUUGCAGCAGGGUGGCCUGGUGCAGGUGGCCAUUGACGUUCCAACGGAGACACUCAAGCUUGCUGCCGCCGAGUCUGGUGUUGACGCCAACUCCGUCCAGAACCACAUCUCCACAUCCUCGCCGAGGUACACUUUCUACCACUAUCCCGACUCCGACGCGAUCAUUUUCAUCUAUACUUGCCCUUCGGGCUCGUCGAUUAAGGAGCGGAUGUUGUACGCGAGCUCUCGGAUGUAUGCGCUCCAGGUGGCGGAAGAACAGGGUCUGAAGGUUUCGAAAAAGAUUGAGGCCGGCACUCCCGAUGAGGUUACAGGCGAACGCCUUCAUGAAGAGGUUAACCCGCCACAGAACAACGGUCUCAGGCAAGGGUUCGCGAAGCCCAGACGCCCUGGGAGGUAG